Molecule: messenger RNA, 1295 nt
Organism: Gaeumannomyces tritici R3-111a-1
Lineage: Eukaryota; Fungi; Ascomycota; Sordariomycetes; Magnaporthales; Magnaporthaceae
Exons: 1
Coding region: 81-1295 (404 amino acids)
Biological process (GO): positive regulation of transcription by RNA polymerase II
Cellular component (GO): nucleus
Molecular function (GO): transcription cis-regulatory region binding; protein binding
Source: RefSeq, a predicted model, not a curated record
CCCAUCUCUGAAUCCUUCCAGAGUUCAAAUACUUGACAUUGAAUAUUCGCACCAAGGGCGCGCCACCCCCAUGCAUCGCAAUGUCGUCUCUCCAUGUAGCAGUCUACCACGGGAGUCUGGAGCUCACAAAGGCCCUUCUCGAGGAACUCAAGGCGGAAGACCACGACCUGCUAUCGAAAUGCAUCAAUUUGAGGCUGCCAACUUAUGGCUCUCCGCUCUUUACGGCCUGUGUCGAGGGACACACCGAGCUCAUUGAUCUCCUGGUCGGUUACGGUGCCGACCUCAAGCAGCCGCCGGGCCCGACAUCGACAAGAACCAUACUCAGGCAGGCCAUCGGCAUCGGAAAUCCGGCAGUUAUCGCCAGCCUGGUUAGAAACGGCGUAGACGUAAACGCCCUCGACGAUAGCGGCGGCACCCCGCUGAACUGGGCCCUAGGCCAGGAAAACGUCGCCGCGGCGCUGCAGCUCCUGUCCCUGGGUGCCGACCCGAACAAGCCCGGCGACCGAGGGGUCACACCACUCAUGACCGCCGCGGUGGGCAGCCGCCCGUCCGCGCUCGUCGCGCCGCUGGUCGAGGCCGGCGCUGACCCGGAGCAGCGCAUGGAUUCGGGCGACACGGCGCUGACGGCCGCCAUCAUCGAGGGCGAGGACGGCGGCGCCGAGGCCGUGCGGGAGCUGCUCCGCGCCGGCGCCGCCGUCGACGCCCCCGGCAGAAACGGCGGGCUGCCGCUCGGCUGGGCGCUGGCGCGCGGCCUCGAGGACGUCGCGCGCGCGCUGCUGGACGCCGGCGCCACCAUUUCGGGCGACCGGGACACGAUCCUGCACGCCCUGGUCGAGAACGGGACCCCGCCGGCGAUGCUCCGGCUGGCUGUCCGGCUGCUCGAGGAGAGGUCGCCCGGGGGCGCCGUGUCGUCGCGCAACGCGAGAGCCGAGACCCCGCUGCACCUGGCGGCGCAGGCGGGCGACCGCGCAGCCGCGCUGGUGCUGCUGGACGCCGGGGCAGAGGUGAAUGCCGAGACGGGGGGCGGGUUGACGCCGUUGUGUGCGGCUAGGGCGGGCGGCCAUGACGAAGUUGCCGACCUGCUGAUCGAACGAGGUGCGGAUGCCGAGUAUGCCAAGAGGCUGCGGGCCUUGGAGAUUGAGGGGGUAAAAUAUCAAAUCAUCGUGGAGGAGGAUUGUACGGAAGAGGAGUGGGAGAAGAUCAAAGCGGCAGCUAGAGAACAAUUCCUGAAAAAGUUAGGAGAAGGGGACCAGGCUUCGCUGGCUGGGUCAGGAACCUCAAAGACAUGUUUUUAG